UGAACUUAAGGACACACACGCUCUCUCCAUCUCUUCUUUCUUCCCCACCUCCGUUGGAAAUAUUAUAGGGCUUUGGAACAUUUUAUUAUAUUACUCCUUCCAUCCGGUAAAUAAAAAUACCAGACCCGACCCGACCCAAAAGCCUGUCUGAGUAUCCUCUGAAACUCAUAUCCAUAGUAGAUGGAUACUUACUAUCGUCAUGGGCUUACUCUAGUUUCCACCCCUCUUCGCUACCCGAGCUGAUCGAGCCCAAUAGAGAUUUGGCUAUCAAAAUACCUAAUGGCCACCAGGCCCAAAUCUAAACUAUCUUCUGCUCAACUGUCUCCAAGGUGAUAAAAUGCAGAACAUGCCCAUUCUUGACCAAGAGAAUGGCUGUAUUAAUGGUUUAACCCUAUCUUGCUGCACUGUACAGGGAAUUAACUGAAUCAAGAGGACGUCUCAAUUUGUUCCAAUCCUUUCAAGUUGGUGAUUCAAGGGUAUGAUUGGGUAUUUGGGUUCUUCCUCUCCUUUGACUUCGAUAAUGUUUUCGGUCCCAUUCAGUUAUUCAAGGUGGUCGGAUUAAUACAUGGAAUUUCCAGUUCAACUCAUUCAGGGAGUCAGUUUAUAUGCAGAGGACAACUGGAUUGGAGUUCUCAUUCUGGCAUUUCGUCGAACACCAGAGCUUCCAACUUUUCCAAACAACCAAAACCCGUUAUUUUGGUUCAUCAAAUUAAACAGUCACUUAGCCAUUUUCAGCACAAACAAGGAUCUUCCCAAUCUCAACAAGUAAAUUACAAACAAAGAGCCGGCCGCCCGAUUGAUUCGAUUUAAAAUGUGGGGGCAAAAGACGGCCGCUCAAACUGCAAUGGACUAGGGCAGCAGAGCGGCAAUGGAAGCCUCCGUCUUUACUGUGAGCUCAUCACACUAACGUGCGCCACAAUUGAAACCUUUUCUCGUGGAAUACCACGCCACCCCUGACUCAAGAGGUAAAGCGCUCGGCCUGAACCUCUGCUUGCUUCUCUUCCUCCCCUUGCCUCAGGUUUUAUACUGUUGAUCCACUAGGGUUUGACUGUUUCACGUUGACCCUAUACGACGUCAUUUUUCGACUACCCUUUUUCCCCAAUCCACUUUGAAGGCUGCCGGUGAAACGACCGGCGGAAAGAGAGUGCAUUUCUCGACUCUCGUCGAAAUUUUUAUCUUGAAAAUACUGGAAGGAAUGGGAAGAGUUCGUUUCAAUCUCCACGCUGUGAAGCUACUUAUCGGCCGUCGACAGGUCCACGGAUCGCCGCUUUCCGGUUCAGAUGUCAAGUUGCGGCGGCCGCAACCUGCUUUACCAAAGUCAUUACCGAUUCCCGACCUUCAUAAUCCGUAUUUGAAUCAAAGCGCUAAUCCUCCUCAAGCUAAGUACUCGCAGCAGGAGUUCGCGACCCUCUGUUGUCUUCUGAGAGAUUCCAAUCUCUCUCCCGGUUCUUCCCUCCAGAAUGCUUUGGACCAAACGGGAAUCGAGCCGCAGCAGCCUGGUCUGUUAGAGGCGGUCUUUGAGAAAUUCGAUUCGUCUCCGAAAUUGCUCUACUCAGUGUUUCAAUGGGCCGAGACGAGACCAGGGUUUCGGUGCUCGGAGGUGCUCUUCAACUCGAUGAUCAACGCACUUGGGAAAGCGAAGGAAUUCGACUCUGCAUGGUCUCUGGUUCUAGAUAGGAUUGAUGGAGAUAAAGAUCUUCAGUUGGUUUCCAGUGAUACAUUUGCCAUUCUCAUCAGAAGGUUUGCUCGUGCAGGAUUACCUGAAGCCGCAAUCAGGACAUAUGAGUAUGCAAGAAAUCUGGACUUGGUUGAGAAGCCAGAUGCUGGAAUGCGCUUUCUUGAGGUUUUGUUAGAUUCUCUUUGUAAGGAAGGGCAUGUUCGGGUGGCUGCAGAGUAUUUCCAGCGUAAAAAGAAGAUGGAACCUUGCUGGGUUCCCGCAAUUCGUGUAUAUACUAUACUUUUGAACGGGUGGUUUCGGUCAAGGAAGCUCAAACAUGCAGAGAGACUUUGGUUUGAGAUGGAGAGGGAUGGUGUGAAACCGACUGUUGUGACCUACGGUACCCUUGUAGGAGGGUACUGCAGAAUGCGUCGUGUUGAGAUUGCACUUGAUUUGGUGGAUGAAAUGAGAAGAAAAGAAAUCAAGCCCAAUGCUAUCAUCUACAAUACAAUUAUUGAUGCACUAGCAGAAGCCGGCAGGUUUAAUGAGGUUUCUGGGAUGAUGGAGCACUUGUUACUAUGUGAAUCAGGCCCUACUCUCUCCACAUAUAAUUCUUUGGUUAAGGGGUACUGCAAAGCUGGAGAUCUUGUGGCCGCUAGCAAGAUCCUUAGAACGAUGAUCGACAGAGGAUUCAUUCCAACUUCUACCACAUAUAACUAUUUCUUCAGGCAUUUUUCAAAGUUCCGGAAAGUUGAGGAGGCAAUGAAUUUAUAUACCAAGAUGAUUGAUUCUGGAUAUUCCCCUGACCAUCUCACUUACAAUCUCUUGUUGAAGUUAUUGUGCGAGGACGAACGGCUAGACUUAGCUGGUCGGAUUAGCAAGGAAAUGGAAGUGAGAGGAUGCGAUAUGGACUUGGCGACUAGCACAAUGUUGACUCAUCUACUGUGCAAGAUGCACAGAUUUGAAGAGGCAAUUGCAGAGUUUGAGAAGAUGUUGAGGAAGGGUCUAGUCCCUCAGUUCCUUACUUUCAAACGAUUGCAUAACGAGUUAAGCAAGCGAGGGAUGAAUAAGAUGGCUCAGAAACUAAGGACCAUGAUGUCGUCUGUCCCUCAUUCCACAGAAUUACCCAAUACCUACGAUGGCGAUGGAGAUUCAUCGCGAUACGCAAGGAGGAAAUCUAUUUUGCACAAGGCUGAAGCUAUGUCUGAGAUUCUGAAGACGUGCAACGACCCAAGGGAGCUUGUUAAGGGUAGAGGUCCUUCUCCGCAUCCUCUAUCGAGUGCUCAUCAGUUGACGAUGGAUAUCAAACGGAGAGCAAACUGAUAUGAGAAAUAAUUCAAGUAUUAGAGGGCCAAUUCUCUCUUCUGCACUUGUUAUACGCUGGCCUAAGUGUCAUAUAUGCAUGAAUUAGAGCUCAAAGGCCAAAGAAGUUGGCCGAGACUCGAGAAGAGGGUAACUGACGUUGCGUUUGGGACACAGAAGAAAUGGUUUCUUAAUUGAGUUUUGAAGAAAGGUUUUGGCCAUGGGGCCAAGUUCAGCGUAUACCCAUUUGUUAAUUUCCAUGGAGCUUGGCGCAAGACAUGGUCCACAAAAGAGAACAUUUUGAAGGGUGCAAGACACACCAACCGUAUGAGAGUGUUAAAAAUUCUUGCUUCAACUCCAGAUUGCGAUGGCUGGAAGGGGUCCCCAACUGCUGCUGGUAAUCACCUCAAUCGAUUCCUUUUGAAUUAUUGGCAUAAUAAUAAAAGAAAGUAAGCUUAUUUGCUUUGUCGAUUGCUAUUCAGACACACAAGUGAUGAUGGUUUUCUUUUGUCAUGCUCGAUUAUUAAUAAUCAGACUAGUCGGCUGCAAAGAAGAAGAAUUGCAGAGGGGAUCGGAUAAUGGGGGAGAUUUUAGGGCUAUGGUUUUGGUUGGUGGAAUGUGACCUAGCUGGGUGGAAGAUUUGUGUGAUCAAAACAAAACCAAAUGUUGGAAGGGAAAUGGCGCCCCCCUGCAUAAAGUUGAGCACUUGAGAUAGUGCAUAUUGGCUGAAGAAUAAUGUUUGCUGGCGUGUGAAUAUUUGUGGAUUCUCCAUUUCCAUGUUGCUCUCUGUCUCUCUCUCUCUGGUUUAAAGUGGCAACUUAGACUAGGGUGAUGAUGAAAUGAUUAGAUGUGAAAAAACCAAAUGUAAAGGUUGUGUAAUACAUUCAAGCUUGAACUUUUGGGUGCAUAUUAACUGUUAUAAUGUGCCAACCUCCUUUUGCCAUACGCCAGUCUAGGUCCUUGUAAAUUCUCUUUCUCUCAAUGUAAGGACUAAGAAGUCUUAUGUAUGGAUUGUUUGAGUAACGAAAUUUGUCUUCUAAAUAUAGAGUAUUUGUCCCACUUAUGAUGGUCGUACAACUCAGUUCGAUAUAGUGUGUAGUGUUUUCGGAGAAGACGUGGUAAUGUCAUCUGAUGUAGCGUGCUCAAACAUGAAAGCAAAACAGGCCUUUCUUUAUAAAAAUGGUAUAACAUU
Molecule: messenger RNA, 4151 nt
Organism: Linum trigynum
Lineage: Eukaryota; Viridiplantae; Streptophyta; Magnoliopsida; Malpighiales; Linaceae
Source: the annotation of a GenBank genome assembly